Elgaria multicarinata webbii is the source of this 5120-nucleotide messenger RNA. RefSeq names its product polypyrimidine tract binding protein 1 (gene PTBP1). Gene Ontology annotation, biological process: mRNA processing; regulation of RNA splicing; regulation of cell differentiation. The transcript has 15 exons. Bases 84 to 1757 code for a protein of 557 amino acids. The record is from RefSeq and is a predicted model, not a curated record. Gene Ontology annotation, cellular component: nucleus. Gene Ontology annotation, molecular function: mRNA binding. NCBI's taxonomy places the organism in Eukaryota, Metazoa, Chordata, Lepidosauria, Squamata, Anguidae.
UCUAUAUAACACGUAGCCGUUGGGUCCGCUCCUGCUACUCCAGCGCCUGCACUCCGCUUCCCUUCGGGUCGCCUUCGUGUGCCAUGGACGGCAUUGUCCAAGAUAUAACAGUUGGUACAAAGCGGGGAUCUGACGAACUUUUCUCUACUUGUGUCACUAACGGACCCUUUAUCAUGAGCAGCAACUCUGCUUCUGCAGCCAAUGGAAACGACAGCAAAAAGUUCAAAGGUGACAGCAGAAGUGCAGGAGUUCCAUCCCGAGUAAUCCACAUCCGUAAACUCCCCAGUGACGUUACAGAAGCUGAAGUGAUUUCCUUGGGGCUGCCAUUUGGCAAGGUCACAAAUUUACUUAUGUUAAAAGGAAAGAAUCAGGCUUUCAUAGAAAUGAACACUGAGGAAGCCGCUAACACCAUGGUGAGCUACUACACCACGAUCACUCCUGUCCUCCGGAGCCAGCCCAUCUACAUCCAGUUCUCCAACCAUAAAGAGUUGAAGACCGAUAACUCUCCAAACCAGGCGCGUGCUCAGGCAGCCUUGCAAGCGGUAAACUCAGUUCAGUCCGGGAAUCUGGCACUCUCUGCCUCUGCUGCAGCUGUGGAUGCCGGCAUGGCCAUGGCUGGUCAGAGUCCAGUCUUGAGGAUUAUCGUGGAAAACCUCUUCUACCCUGUUACCCUGGAUGUCCUGCAUCAGAUUUUCUCCAAGUUUGGCACAGUGCUGAAAAUAAUCACCUUCACCAAGAACAACCAGUUCCAGGCGCUCUUGCAAUAUGCAGACCCUAUGAGUGCCCAGCAUGCCAAGUUGUCUCUUGACGGGCAGAACAUCUACAACGCCUGCUGCACGCUCCGCAUUGACUUCUCCAAGCUGACAAGUCUCAAUGUGAAAUACAACAAUGACAAGAGCAGAGAUUACACUCGGCCAGACCUGCCUUCUGGAGACAGUCAGCCUUCCCUCGACCAGACCAUGGCAGCUGCUUUUGGUGCUCCCGGGAUCAUUUCUGCCUCUCCUUACGCAGGGGCUGGCUUCCCUCCUGCUUUUGCAAUUCCUCAAGCUGCAGGCCUCUCAGUUCCAAAUGUACACGGAGCGCUUGCUCCUUUGGCUAUCCCAUCAGCAGCAGCAGCCGCCGCUGCCGCAGGACGGAUGGGUAUUCCUGGCCUUACCGGGGCAGGGAACUCCGUUCUGCUGGUUAGCAAUUUGAACCCUGAGAGAGUUACACCCCAAUGCCUCUUUAUUCUUUUCGGGGUAUAUGGUGAUGUGCAAAGAGUAAAAAUCUUGUUCAAUAAGAAGGAGAAUGCCUUGGUUCAAAUGGCAGACGGCAAUCAAGCCCAGCUGGCCAUGAGCCACCUAAACGGUCAGAAACUGCAUGGGAAGCCCAUCCGUAUCACUCUGUCGAAACACCAGACCGUGCAGUUGCCCCGUGAAGGGCAGGAAGACCAAGGGCUGACCAAGGAUUAUGGCAACUCUCCCCUCCAUCGCUUCAAGAAGCCGGGCUCCAAGAACUUCCAGAAUAUCUUUCCCCCUUCUGCCACCCUUCACCUCUCCAAUAUUCCGCCUUCAAUAAUAGAAGAUGACCUCAAGCUGCUGUUCUCAAGUAAUGGUGGGAUGGUGAAAGGCUUCAAAUUCUUCCAGAGAGACCGCAAGAUGGCUCUCAUCCAGAUGGGGUCCGUGGAAGAAGCCAUUCAGUCACUCAUUGACCUCCAUAACCAUGACCUCGGUGAGAAUCACCACUUGCGUGUGUCCUUUUCAAAGUCCACCAUUUAAGUGCUUCGGAAAAGCACACAGCAGAAUGGACCUGACUGAAAAACAACCCGCCACCACUCUUCUUAACAAAUUCGGUCUUGCCUCUACUUCAAGGGCUGGACAUCGAUGUAGGGUGGGACAACUUCCAUCAUUCCAGAAACAAAAAAGAAGCCACUUUAAAAAAGAGAGAGAGAAUGCAGCUGAAGUGACCUUAAAAGACAACAGAUUUUAUUUUUUUAAGGAGGAAAACAGUUUACUGGGUUUUUUAAAAAUAAUAAUUAAAUCUUAAUUCACAUUACUAUAAUAUUUUCUUGCAGUGAGUGGGAUAACCAUCUUUGACCAGGAAAAGAAUCUUAAGCUUAAAAGUUUACAUUCUUGGUUGGAAGCCUUGCUGGGAGUCUCCCUUACCUUCCCCCCCCCCCUUUAUAAAAACAAAACGGGGGCCCUCCAAUCCCAGAAAACGUAUCAGUUUCACAGUGAUGCCUUUUUCUUAGAGCUUUGGAAGAGAUCCCCCAAGCUGUGCAGUUUGCUUCAGCAUUGUGAAUCCUUUUAAUGAAUCCUCCCAAAUGCAGAUGCCUUUUUGGGAGGGGUAGUUGCCUUCUCCUGAAGCCUUGCAUCCAAUAUCCUCUGGUGCCUUAGAAGUUUUUUUUUUCACUAAGAGUGGGAGGAACAGCAGUCAUUGGGAAAGUUGGAUGAAGAGUUGUCAGUGUUCACAUUGCACAGGGGGUGGGGUGGGGGGUAACUUUGUCUCAAUAAGCAUUCUUAACAUCGCUGCCUAAACAAGUCUUCACAUGCAAAUCAUCAUCUAAGCUUCCCUGGUCAGUAAUAUUCCCCUCCCCCCAUGGGGGUUGAUUAAAACGAUCUGGCCAAUAGUGCAUUCGAAUUCAUCAGAUUGAUUCAGGUGUGGGGGCAAUCCUCAUCCCAUUCAUCAAUAUUGUGCUGUCAACAGUAAAUUUUAAGUAAGUGGUCCCAAACGGUGGAAACUGAAGCCCAAGUGUAAAUGUGUACAGAAGUGUCAAAGUUUGGUGGACCUAUGUUCAGAUUACCGAUUUUGGGCUCACACUUAAAUAUUGGUUUUAAGAUGCAUUUAUAUCUCCCCUCCUGAUUUCAUCCUUAACACUAGCUUCUCUCAUACUCAUAGCUUCAGCUUCUUGUUUUAAUCCCUUUUUAUUAUAUAUAUAUUUUUACAUGCCGUCUGCCUAGCAAUAUUUCCAGUUGACCAAAUAUUCUAAUGGGUUCACAUAUACAUACAUAUAUAUAUGUGUGUGUGUACAAAAGGCAAUAGCAUAACUUUUUUAGAGAUAAGAUGGUAUAAAUAUAUCUAAACUUGCUGUUCUAUUACCCUUGUAUCCUGUACUCUUGUAUUUUUGUUUGAAUGCUGGAAAACUAGCACAGGAAUUUAGUUGAUCAAGAUGAGGUCAUGGCUUAAAAUUAAUGUUAUACUUUGAAAAAGUACUUAAAGUAGCAAACACGAGUCACUUCAAAAGGAGGAAGGGACCCAAUUUAAAUGGUCAUAUUACUUUAACAAUCCAAACUUAACUAUAUUAUUUAAAGAAUUACAAGUUACCAUUUAUUUUCUGAACAAUACCUGAAAUGCCAUUCCUUCAUGGCCUCCUGCUUUUCCCGACUGAUCUGCCUUCUUUAUAUUCCAAUGUUGCCUUACAUUUCCCUCUAACUCAUGUGAGACUUUAAGAUAACCAGAAUCUUGUACUUAAUAUCAGGGUUACUUCUUCAAAUUGUGGACCAAAGUUUUUUUCAAUGUAUGUGAUGUUGUCUCUCAAGUCACUGUGUUCCCUGCUGUUUCACAGGAGCUGUUGACUUCUUUUUGUCACGGAGGGUUUCAGAAAAGUCUUAAAUCUUUUCCUUUUCCUUUUUUUCUUUUCUUUCAAAUUUCUCCCCAAUAUUACGGGGACGCAAUCUAUGCUGGAGGAGUGUGUGAUGUCUUGAGUGAAGGUUCUGUUUGGGUUGCCAGUGUAAAACAGGGUGGAGCUCCCUGACAGCUGUUCUCCUUGGCUCAAAUGAUGCCUCCCCAGAAAGCAAAACAGCAGUACCUACAAAGAAUCUUGCUUUACUGUUAUUUUGAAGAGACUCUGCACAAAGACCGCUUCACACAAUCGGUUGGUUCUAGUGUGGCUGAACCAGUGUGAUCCAGUCACUUGUACAGGGCCAGCUGGUGUGGCCUCUCUUCUGAGCCUCUGCUAUCACUGGUAAAAACAGGCACCAGCUGUGUCCCCAUGCAAGUGGCCUGCUACUCCAGGGCACUCAUAGUGUCACCUAUGCAGUUUCCUUGGAGAAAAUUAGGGUUGCUGGAUUGAAGUGUCCCUUGGCCCUGUGAGCGUAGCUUUUAGUUCAGCAGCUAGCGUUGCUGUUGGAUCACUUAGCACAGGUAGGAGACUAGAGAAACACCCUUCUUAUUCCUACAGUGACCUGCUAGUAAGCCAAGGUGGCUGCUAUGCCCUCUCCCUUGAGAGGGAGAGGUUUAGAGAAGCUUUGAGGAAUUGGGAAAUUGUUCAGGCAUGCCUAGUUCCGCUCUCUGAACUUGCCCCACAGUGAUGGCAUGGAGGUUUUGAAGGGAGUCCGGAGUUCCUACAGAACUGCUAGCUUAUUGCCUUACAUUUGGUGUAGUACAGUUCAUUGUGCUCCCCCCCACACCCCCCAAUAACAAGAUCUGAAGUCCCUUCUGGGUUGAGGGGGGGCAUGUUCUGCAAAAGGAGACCACCAGCGGCACCCAGCAGUAACACUUUAAAUCCUAACGGAACCUUGUUUAGAAUGGUCUUAAGUUUUAACUUUUAAAUGUUUGACAGGCCUCUCUUAGAGGCUCUUUGGAACAUAACCUCUCCUUGCUGGCCUUUUUAAUACACACAAUCUGUCAGCAAACCAUGAAGACUUCUGUUAUUUCUGUGUGUUUUUGGUGUGUGUUUUUCAAGAUGCACACAGACAUAUCGCAAUUAACGGGGGAGAGGGGGUUUCAUCUUCUUUCCUUUUGAUCCUGUGGGGUUUUUUUUUCAUGUAAAUGUGAGUAAUGAGAAAAAAAAGGUGUAAAUAUUUAUAAUUUUUUAUACCUGUUGUAAGACAUGAGGGGGUGGCAGAACCCAAGUUUUUACGGCAAAACAGAUGUAUUGUAUAUUUUGAUAACCAGCUAUUACAGGUUCAGUAUUGGGGUUGGGAGUGGGAGGUUACCAAACACACCAGAAAUUCCAUUGCCUGGCUAAGAAAAUGUAAUGCAAAAAAAAAAAAUUGAGAUUAAAACUAUUUUAUAACGAAACGUCGUACCUUUUUCUGUAGUGUUUAGUUAUUUACUUGUUUGGAUUGUAGAAAGCAGUUGACGGCCUGUCUGUACUUCUUUUUAUUUUGGCUUUCAAUAAAUGUCUUCUGUAUUCUUUG